Messenger RNA from Rhopalosiphum maidis (corn leaf aphid), 2628 nucleotides. RefSeq lists its product as uncharacterized. The coding region runs from base 187 to 2547 and encodes 786 amino acids. The transcript is spliced from 14 exons. The record is from RefSeq and is a predicted model, not a curated record. Lineage: Eukaryota; Metazoa; Arthropoda; Insecta; Hemiptera; Aphididae.
GUUAUAAAAAUGAUGACGUUAUAUUGUACGUAAUUGUUUAUAGUGUGUUUAGUUAUAUGAGUAGUUAGGAUAAAAUGAAAUACGUCAUGAUCAAAAUAAUAAUAAAAAUAACAAGACGGGGUUGGGCGUGUGUACCGUGAUUUCGUAUAAAACCCAACAAAAAUGCAAAUCGUUAUUACAUGAGUUAUGAAUUCAUCAGCCUAUGAAUCUAACAAACUCGAUACUGCUGCAUUAGGCGCGACUUCCGAAUGUGAUCGAAUAGAUUUACAAGAAUUUUUAGAUUUUUUAAUAUUAGCCUAUCGGAUAAACGACGUGUUAACUUCAGGCAAGGGAAAACAAGUACUCGAUACCUGCAGCAUCAAUUGGACUGAGCUAUCUCGUAAUAAUUUGUUUUUACGGUUAUCGGAUAAAAAAUCCAAUACCACGACCGACAACGAGACGGGACAAGGAACAAUGCUAAAUACAAGCACCGAACGAGUGCAAUGUAUUCUCAAACACAAGCUCAAAGACAUUAUGAAUGAAGGUAUUUUGGACUCUGUACUUCCAUUUAUAGUAAAAAAAACGUUGACAACAAAUGUUAUGAAAACAUUUGAAUCGUUUGGCUCCAAAAUUAGUAAUAAUCCUUCGAAUAAAGACAAAACGUAUUCAAAACCAAAAUGUAAUACAAUUGACAAUUCGUCCAGAUCUAAUAAGGAUACGGAAAUUGAGAUUAACGUAUGUGAUGCUGUUCAAAAAUUAAAAAAAGUAUUUCGAUGUCCUAAGCGACUACUUAUCUCGAAAAUGGGAUAUUUUUCUGAGGUGACCAAAGGACAACGGUUGGAAGAUAUUGAUAUAUCAGUACAUUGUGAAAUACCUAUAUUUGACUGGUUAAUAAAGUGGGUUAAGAAGGAUUUAAAACCAAAAAACGAGUGGCCAUCAUUAGAUAAUGGAAAUGUAGUGCCGAUUUUGGUUUCUGCAUCAUUUCUUCAAAUGGAGCCAUUAUUUCAAGAAUGUUUACUAUUUUGCAAAAAUAAUAUCAAUGAUGUAUUAUCGUCUUCGGCAAGUUUUGGGUGUGUUAAUGAUGGAGUUAUUACAAGAUUAUCAAAUCAGUUUAAUAAUUGUGAUGUAGAAAAUAUGGUGGACGUAAAGGAUAAAUUAAAAUCACGUUUGUUUACAAAAUUGAUAUGGGAUUUAUGCAAACGGGAUUCAAAACGUGAAUUAGGUCAUUAUAGUACACUAGCUUAUGCUUACUAUUGCUGUCGAUGUAAUAUGAUUUUGGUUCCAAGCGUUGCUGGCAGGAUACCUUGUAAACCACCAACUUUUAAGAUUGCUCAAAAUGGAAGUGUCAUUGCUUGUCAUUUAAGAGAUUCAAAAUGGACAUUAAACGAUCACGUGAAGUCGUUGUUUUCUAAAUACAAGUGUUGGCGAAUUGUUUACUGGUCUCUAUGGUCAGAGUGCCAUUUCAUGCGGUGUUCGCGUUGCCAAUACAUGUACCCGGUCAAGAAUCAAAGGUGGUGUCAAUUCCAUACGCAACAGCCACAGUAUUAUCCGGUGGAAAACAAUCGAUAUCUUUAUUACCCUAUUGGUCGUUAUCCAUGUUGCAACGAAAAAACUUUUAAAUAUGAGCCAAUCAAAAAUCCAUUUGGUUGUCACUAUCGAGAGCACAUUCCGUUACUUGAACAUACAGCCGAAAUAGAAACAUAUAAAGUUAUGCAAAUGUUUCCAUCUUUAACCAUCACCGAUCCACCUAUGUUUUUCUCAAAUGGGAUUACAAAACUUAUGGAUACGCAUGGUAGGCUGUUGUGCUCAUACGAAGGCGAUGUAAAGAGCAACGAUCAAAACAAUAAGGCUUGGGCCACUGAAUCUCAUCGGUUCGCUCCGUUUAUUGUUUCAAACGAAGGUACGUCAAGGAAAUCGCAGUUUUGGUGGGAUAAUAUUGUGAUGGGCACGUCAUCAAACAAGAGACAACUGUUGACGGAAUUGUGGGAUAAGCCUUUCGCUAAACGACCCGUAUCGCCUAGUACAAGUGACAAUAAUGUAUACGAAGCGACUGAAGUUCCAUUGAAUGAAAUCAAUUCAUCGUUUGGAUCGUCAUUUGAAGAAGUCGAAGAUUCGUUGUCGAGUUUCAGUGACAGUGAUUCGACUCAUUCGGAAAAGAUAACUUAUAAUAAUAGACAACAAAAGAUUAAACGGUCUUCGAAAGCAAUCAGAACACUGAAACAAAGAUACAGAUACUCUGGCACAUAUCAAUGGUCAUUGACGGCACCAAUGCGUUGCAAUCAGGACAAUCAGAGAGAAUACGAAGAACGUUGUUUUAGACAAAUUAUACAUCAUCUGUUACAUCAAAAUGGUAAUUCGAAUGCAGAUUGUAGUCAAGUGUUGACUACUACCACCAAUCCUGUUGUUGAUAUUAGUCAACGAUCUGGUGGUUAUUACGUAAAACUCGAAACUGAACUUCUAUCAAAAAUUGACCCAAAAAAUGCUCAAAGACCGACGAGUAUCGUGGAGCCGAAAGCUGUACAAUUGAAAACCAAGCUAAAAAAAACAACCAAACCACCUAGUUCUUAACCUUAAAAAAAUAUUAAAAAUCAUUAUUUGUUACAGUUUUUAUUUAAAAGUAAUAUAUAAUAUGUUUGUUAUCGUUUUAAC